Messenger RNA from Marchantia polymorpha subsp. ruderalis, 1091 nucleotides. The record is from the annotation of a GenBank genome assembly. NCBI's taxonomy places the organism in Eukaryota, Viridiplantae, Streptophyta, Marchantiopsida, Marchantiales, Marchantiaceae.
AAACUCAAGGCGGAUUCGAACAGUCCCAAAUUGUGGGACUCGGUUCUUCCACGCGACGUCCACGAAGAAGAAAACGAGGCACCUCUGGCCAAUUGUCGGCAGGACCAACGAUCGAGGAAAUGUGCAAGAAAUUGCUGCCCUGAGUGGGAGCCAGUUUCGACGUCUGUAGGCUCGGGCUCGCUGGAAAAGGUCGGCCCCAUCACUCGUCAAGGAGGAAAGAAUCAGACUGAAGGUAUUGUCGAAAUUGAUUGGCUGAUUGGAGCGCUUCUUAUCGAGUGUACGUCUUCGUCUAACGCCACCAUGGCUUUGGGUCAAGCUGGAUGGGCCGCUGUGGCAUUUACAGGGCCUGGAUUAUUGGCUUUCAUAUUUGCUGUUGUGGCAGAAAACAAGAAGCCAACAGAUGAUAUGGCGGAGAUGAAUUACGUCAAUGGUGUAACCACUUGCAAUUAUCCUUCUGAUCCAACGGUUGCUCUUGGGAGUUUGGCUGUCGUCUUUCUGUUCAUAUCAGCGAUUUUGGCAACAGUAUCUUUUUACUUUCCGUACAAUAAGAAGGCAGUUUCUAAAUCCAUUCUUUGGCGGAGUACGAGCCUCGUGGUCUUCACUCUUUUAUCUUUCAUGAUAUUCAUGGUCGCUGAAGGACUGUUGUUAUGGGCUAUCCUUGUUGAAAACGACCACCGAAAAAACAACGUCCAUGUUGGUGAAAUCAAGGCUUGUCCAACUGCCAAAGCCGGUCUAUUUGGUGGAGCUGGCUUCUUAGCAUUGGAUGCGACUUUGUUCUUUCUCAUCGCCUUAAUGCUGACAAUGAACUCUAGAAGCGACUAUCUGGACGGCGACGCCGAUGAUAGAGGCACAUACGGCGAAGUAACGACAGAUUAUCCACCAGCUGUUGUUACACAUCAGAGCGACAGGGUUUAAAUGCACCACGAGCUGCAGAAUAAGUUUCCAAGCUAACUUCGAUUGUAGUCGAGUCGCAUCCCAAGCAUGUUGUAACCAUGUUCCUUUAGCGGACAAGCUUCAAAAGAAGAUACAUUUACAAGUAAGAAAAAUUGAAGAUUUUCUUCACCAAUAAAGAGAAAUGAGAAAUUUACUAC